AUGAGAGUCUAAAUGAAAUUAGUUCUUUUAAUCAGUCUUACAAUUUGCUUGUCUUAUUGCGAAUUGAAUGUUAAGGUUGAUCCUAAAACAACUUUAUUCGUUGAUUAAUUCAAUAGAACUCGUGUUUAUCACGGAUUAAAUGUUGUUUACAAAGUCUUCCCCUUUUAUCCUCCCAACAAUACAUUUGAUCCUUUAAACUCUUUUGUAGAAAAGGAUGCCAGAGAUCUUCGCAAUUGGGGUUUCAAUUCUAUCCGUUUGUUUAUGGCAUGGGAAGCAUUUGAGCCUGUAAGACAAUAAUACAAUUACACUUAUUUAGGAGAACUUUAAAAAAUCGUUGAACUUUGUUAAUAAUACAACAUUUCAGUCUUCUUAGAUGCACAUCAAGAUGUCUACAAUAGAUUCUUUUGUGGAGAAGGUAUGCCCGAUUGGACUAUUAUGGAUAACACCAACAAAACUUUCCCCUAUCCACUACCUAAGAAUUUCUUAAGAAGAGAUGAUCAAGGAUAUCCUCUUAUAGAAGAUUGCCUUAAGGUUGGUUUCUCAACUUACUAUUUAACUAAAGAUGGCAGCUAAUAAGGAGAAAAUUUAUUCUUGAACUAUCAAGGUUUAGCUGACGACUUUGCAAAUAUGUGGGGUGAAGUUGCAAAAUACUUCUCAAAGCUUACUCAUUUGACUAACUUCUUAGGUUAUGAAAUCAUCAAUGAACCUUUCGGUGUUUCACCUUGGAACCACUUCCUUGAUUGGAUAUGGCCUGGAAGAGGUAACAACAAAUACAUGUUACCUUUCUAUUAAAAGGUAGCCGAUAAAAUUUGGGCAAAUCACCCUGACUCCAUGGUCUUCUACGAACCUACAGUUGUUGAUUAUUUAAGUGGUGGUUUCAGCCAUAACUUAGGCCAUCCUGAAAAGGAAGUCCUCUCUUACCAUGUUUACUGUAUGGCUGUGAACCCAGUUGGUGAUCCCUUCUCUAGAAUACUUUGCGAUAUUUUAGACUCCAUUUUUAUUGGUGGUAAGGAAAAAAAUGUCCAAAAGAUCCAUGUUGGAGGUUUCUUAACUGAAUUCGGUGCUCUCUCUAACUCUACUAAAUCUGCUGAAGAAUUAGAUUACCUUUUAGAUAAGGCUGACAAUCACUUAAGAAGUUGGGCUUACUGGUAAUACAAAGGAUACGCUGACUUUACUACUGCUGCUGGUCCUGGCUCUGAAGGUUUCUACACUGAAGAUGGGUAAUUAUAAAGCAAUAAAGUUAAGCAUUUAUCUCGUCCUUAUGCUUAAGCAAUUUGUGGUGAAGUUCAAAAGAGUAAAUUUAAUAGUAAUAAGGUCACUUACGAAUUGAUUUAUGUUAGUGGUACUUGCAGCGAGUAAACUGAAAUUUAUUUGAGCACUGAAUACUGGUUCACAAACUUGAAAUUUGAAAAGAAGGAAAACAUCAAAGAGAUUAUUCCUAAUGCUUAACUUCCUGGAUACUUUACAAUUAUUGCAUCAGAACCUAAUAAAAAGGUUCAUUUGAUUGUUAAAAAUAAUUGA
Messenger RNA from Tetrahymena thermophila SB210, 1521 nucleotides. Its product is annotated as glycosyl hydrolase family cellulase. Lineage: Eukaryota; Ciliophora; Oligohymenophorea; Hymenostomatida; Tetrahymenidae. Gene Ontology annotation, biological process: carbohydrate metabolic process. Gene Ontology annotation, molecular function: hydrolase activity, hydrolyzing O-glycosyl compounds. The record is from RefSeq and is a predicted model, not a curated record. The transcript has 3 exons.